CACAACUACACCUGCUCCAACAACAACCCCAGCUGCCACAACUGCAACCACAGCUGUAAUAGUUACUUUUCAAAUCUAUGGUGUUUCAGCAGUUAUUAUAGAACCAUUUAAUGAUUCACUCAAAGAUCCUAACAGCAAACUGUUCCAAGAUCUUGCUAAAAGAGUGUGUGCCACGUAUGAUGCCAUAUAYCGUCCAAAAUACCCUCAAACCUACAUGGGUUGUUUUGCCCUUUCAUUCAGUCCAGUCCAAAUACGAUUGAUGGGUACUGAAGUAAAUGUGACCAUAACAUUUAAUCRAACCACACCARCCGCCCAAAUCCCAACAGCUGCAGAAGUUCAACAAACCUUAGUAGAUGCUGUGACUAAURCCAAUGCCACCUACAAUGUUACAUUCCAGCCUGGCUCCAUCAAAGUUGAAGUUCUGCUUGUAACAACAACUGUAGCCCCCACCUCAAUUGUUACAGUUUCUGGAAAUACAACAUUAGGUGUUACAGCUACGACACCUGCAAGUGCAACCACUAAUGCUGCCAUUGUUACUACUCAUGCAAUCAGUCAUGCAACCAAUGCUUUGACCACAGCUUCAUCUGCAACAAAUGUAGCUCCUACUGCUGAGGAAAUAACAAUAAAGCAGGUGAGGUUUACAUCUCCUGGAGAGACGUGCACAACUGAUUUGGGGAAUCCAUCAUCUACAGCGUUCAAAAAUCGCUCUGCAAUUAUAAAGUCAGAGCUCGAGCCAUACUACCGACGGCCAUUUACUACAUUCCGCUCCUUGGAUGUGAUUAUGUACAGCAAUGGAUCAAUCAUCAACAUUAUGGAUCUACGGUUUGCCUCAACAUUUGUUCCUAAUAACACUGAAAUUGSAAAAGUCUUGGCUGAAGCAGCUCGGAACAUCACGGCCUUCAAAAUUGAUCCAAACACUAUUUAUGUGGAUGGCAUACAAUACUCAAGUGGAGUAAACCUCAAGAUGAGCCUCAUCACAGCGUUCUGCAUGGUGCUGUUGUCAUGG
Molecule: messenger RNA, 1006 nt
Organism: Austrofundulus limnaeus
Lineage: Eukaryota; Metazoa; Chordata; Actinopteri; Cyprinodontiformes; Rivulidae
Source: RefSeq, a predicted model, not a curated record